AUGACCUACUUAAAGAGCACCACCAACUUGGGGCAAGAUGUUCGAAUACUUAAGCAUAUCAAGGACAUUUUCAUUCAAACAGCCACAAUUGUCUGCCAGAACCUAAUGCCGCAAGGCCAUGCUGGCGUGGAGCGUGGGUGGAGCGUGGUGCGCUGCUCAUGGGGGCCCCUUCACGUGGCCCCCCGCCCGCAGGGGGCGCUGCUCGACAGGGGCGGCUCCCGCAGCGCCCUGCUGCGGCCCAUGGUCUGCUGCCUGGCCAAGGGCUGGUGUCUGCGCUGGCGCUGACCCGCGGAAACAGGAGCGGGAAAGUUGGCGCCCCCCACCCGGGGGCUUGCGGCCAAAUGAGGCUCUACCACGCAGCCCUCGGGCGCCGUGUGGGUCCCGGCAAGCGCCGCCAGCUCGAAUGAAAAUCCAUAGACAAUCCCAAAUAUGUUGUCGAUGACGAGAACUGUCUUGGUUCCAAUGUUGGGCUAUCGGAUUCUUGACAAUCUUAGUGUUGCACUAGGAGUUUUUGCUUUCGCUGGACUAAUGGAUUUGUUGGAUGGAUUUAUGGCUCGAAACUGGGCCAAUCAAAAAUCAGCUUUGAGAAGUGCCCUUGAUCCACUUGCUGAAGUUUUUAUCAGCAUCUAAUGUGUUAGCUUGACCUAUGCAGAACUUAUUCCAGUCCCACUCACUUACAGGAUAAUUUCAAGAGAUGUAAUGUUGAUCGCUGCGGUGUUUUAUGUCAGAUACCGAACUCUGCCAACACCGCGAACACUAGCUAAGUACUUCAAUCCUUGCUAUGCUACUGCUAGGUUAAAACCCACAUUCAUCAGCAAGGUAAAUACAGCAGUCCAGUUAAUUUUGGUGGCAGCUUCUUUGGCAGCUCCAGUUUUCAGUUAUGCUGACAGCAUUUAUCUUCAGAUACUAUGGUGUUGUACAGCCUUCAUUACAGCUGUGUCAGCAUACAGUUAUCACUGUGGUUGGAAAACUGUUCAGGUGAUGAAGGGCAAAUGA
This is a messenger RNA of Phodopus roborovskii (desert hamster), 996 nucleotides long. It is a transcript of the gene Crls1, whose product is annotated as cardiolipin synthase 1. NCBI's taxonomy places the organism in Eukaryota, Metazoa, Chordata, Mammalia, Rodentia, Cricetidae. Gene Ontology annotation, cellular component: membrane; mitochondrion. Gene Ontology annotation, molecular function: cardiolipin synthase activity. The record is from RefSeq and is a predicted model, not a curated record. Gene Ontology annotation, biological process: cardiolipin biosynthetic process.